AGGUCGCUGAAGGUUGGGCGCUUUGACGCGAUGAACGAGGAGCUGGUCUCGGAGCUGAGUGGUUGGAGCGCCAAUGAGGCAAUUUUGUUGCAAUUGCGAGAUCCGGUGCUCCGAGCCGGCGCCCUUUGGUGCUGUUCAUCUAUGCAGAGCUACAGAUCUCCCCAUCCAGAGUCCAACCUCAGCACUCGACCUAUGUUGGCCGCCCUUCCUGAGGUGCCGGGUGUCCCAACCAACUCACAGGCGUCUACCACCUGCGUGCAUUGUCGCUUGCCACUGAAGUUUCAGGUCUCGGCUGAGAUGGCGGGGAAAGCUGCGCAGGUGAAUGGUCGAGACAACGCCACGGCAUCAGCGGAGACCAAUGGAAAAGGCUUCGCGUAUGCCACGCUGCUGUAUGGGAUGGGAGUGGAAUAUUUCCUGGGAGCUCUGGUCUUAGGCUGGUCAUUGCAGGCAAAUGGAUGUCAAGAGACGCGUUUGCUGCUGUACACGGAGGAUGUGCCAGAAGUCUUUUUGGACGCACUGCAGGUCUACUGGACUUUGCAUCAGGUGGAAUACUUGCAUUCCGACCCCUCCCUCUACGUGGACAAGGACAGGUCUCGUUUCCAGGCAGUGUUUACGAAGAUUCAAGUGCUGUCCUGCACGGACUAUUCGAAGGUUCUGAUGAUGGAUCUGGACAUGUUGGUUCGCGGAAACCUGGAUGAGCUGUUCCAGUUGCGUGCACCCGCAGCCUUGAAGCGAUGCUCAGGUCGUGAACAGCCGGACCAUGGGUGCGACUACGUGUCGGAGGACUUCUACAAAGCACAAGCGGCCGAUGUCUCAGCGGUGACGAAGACGAAUUGGAAUUCAAUCCACGCAAGAUGGCAAUAG
Cladocopium goreaui is the source of this 864-nucleotide messenger RNA. The record is from the annotation of a GenBank genome assembly. NCBI's taxonomy places the organism in Eukaryota, Dinophyceae, Suessiales, Symbiodiniaceae.